UUGUGCUGUCAAAUUCCAGUUUGUUAUUUAUUCUUUAUUACCAUAAAAAGCAGUUUUUAAAUUGUAAAAACAUCUACUAAAGGUGUUUUGUUGUGUUUCGGUUCUAUGUGAAUCAAAUUCUUGUGUAUUUCAAUUACUACAAUGACCACCAAAUUAAAAACCCACAAAGCAAUCCCCAUCUACAUAGUGGAGGACCACGACGAAGCCCUAGCUCACAUUUACAGAAACAUAGGCUCAAAACAUCUACCAUUCACCAACAACUACAUGAUACACUUCGAUUCCCAUCCAGAUCUCUCGAUUCCUCGUUCCAUGCCAGGACAUGUAGCCCGAGACAGGUAUAAAAUAUUUGAUGCUGUCAGUAUCGAAAGCUGGAUUUUACCAGCAGCUUAUAAUGGUUAUAUUAAUCGUAUUGCUUGGGUCAAACCACCCUGGUCAGACCAGAUAGCCGAGGGUAAAUAUAAGUUUGAAAUUGGUGACAAUGAAUCGGGGCACGUUAGUGUUAAUAGUACACUCGAUUAUUAUGUUUCUGAAGGUGUGUAUUGUCACAAUUUGCAAGGUGAGGUGAGAGCGAUUGAGUUGGAUGUUGUGGCUUUAGGCGAGACAUCAGGAGUAAGUUUAACUAAAGAUGUCACUAAGUAUAUUUUGGAUAUAGAUUUGGAUUACUUUAGUACGUAUAAUCCGUUUAAACUAAUGUACAAUCGUGGUGGUGUGUAUGAAGAGUUGCAAAAGAUAUUUGUAUACACAAAGCCUGAUGUAAAGUCUCCUCAAAGUAUUCAAGAUACUCUACGAGCACGUACUGAUUUGCUAAAUGAACUAGAGCAACUAUUUCAAUACUUGGAUAAGCACAGGAAUUUAGACAAUUAUUCAGAUACAACCUCCAGCAACUACAAUAAAGUUCGGGAGCUCCAAAACCUAGUUUUGAACCAUUACAAUGAUGAUGAUAUCGAUUGGAUGAUUAUGUACAAUGCAGGGUGCACGUGGGAUGAUCCUGAACAUGUUUUACCGCAUCACGAAAGUACAGAGGAGGAGUUAAAAGAGCUUUAUGCAAAGUUUGAGGGUUUUAUAGCGAGUUUAAUAGUGCCCCCGACUGUUAUUACAAUUGCGAGGUCUUCGCAGGAUAAUUAUUGCCCCCCACAUCAAGUAGAAGAUAUACAGUCGACUGUCUUGAGUAUAUUGGAGAAGAAAUUUAAUGUUUUUUUUACGUUUGAUUAUAUGAGCUCUGAGGAUUAA
Ctenocephalides felis (cat flea) is the source of this 1230-nucleotide messenger RNA. RefSeq names its product UPF0489 protein C5orf22 homolog (gene MESR6). The coding region runs from base 142 to 1230 and encodes 362 amino acids. Lineage: Eukaryota; Metazoa; Arthropoda; Insecta; Siphonaptera; Pulicidae. The record is from RefSeq and is a predicted model, not a curated record. The transcript has a single exon.